UCGACUCUCAUUCUACAAAGAAACGCAGACGCCGACAGACCAUUUUGGUUAACGCUUGUGCCUUGGUACUCGUAUUGUGCUAUUGUUAAAACCGUUAUUUUUGAGUGUGUUACGUGGGAGUGAUCUAAUAAAAACAAGAAAAUAUUAGAUACGAGUAAUAUUCAAGAGUCGAUAGAAUGGAGUUGACUAAUGUGAAAAUUGAUGGUGAUCUUGAGCCACCCACAAUCGGCAAUGGACCUACAGCAAAUAGUGCCACUGAAAAGGAAAAAACUCAGACCAAACUUUUGUAUGCGAUUAACGAAAACCCACCAUGGUAUUUGAGCAUAUUCCUAGCAUUGCAACAUUACCUCACCAUGAUUGGUGCUAUUGUUUCUAUUCCAUUCAUUUUAACUCCCGCUCUUUGUAUGUCCGAUGAAGAUCCCGAUCGUGGCGUUAUUAUAUCAACAAUGAUAUUCGUAACGGGUAUCGUUACCCUAUUGCAAGCCACAUGGGGAGUACGGCUGCCUAUAGUGCAAGGUGGUACAAUAUCAUUCUUGGUGCCUACAUUGGCCAUUCUCGCGUUGCCGCAAUGGAAAUGUCCCGCAGUCGAACAGAUUGACGCUUUGAAUGAGGACGAGCGUAAGGAGCUGUGGCAAAUACGUAUGCGAGAAUUAUCAGGAGCGAUCGCAGUAUCGGCAUUAGUUCAGGUUGUGUUGGGCUACACUGGCUUGGUUGGUAAAAUUUUACGCUUCGUGACGCCACUUACCAUUGUGCCCACGGUCUCCUUGGUCGGCCUCACUUUAUUUGAGCAUGCUGCUGAAACAGCAUCAAAACACUGGGGUAUCGCAGUUGGAACGACUGCUAUGCUAACUUUAUUCUCUCAAAUAAUGGCCAAUGUGUCAGUGCCAUUUCUAGCUUAUCGAAAGGGUGAAGGCAUCGAAAUACGUAGCUUCCAGUUGUUCAGAAUGUUUCCGGUGCUGUUAACCAUCGCUAUAAUGUGGGGGCUGUGUGGAAUUUUAACACUAACCAAUGUUUUUGAAGAAGGGCAUCCAUCUCGCACGGACGUGCGUUUGAAGGUGUUGACCAAUGCCAAAUGGUUUUACGUUCCAUACCCUUUUCAAUUCGGCUUACCGUCGAUUACAUUGUCGGGAGUACUGGGCAUGUUGGCGGGCGUUUUGGCUUGUACCGUAGAAUCAUUGAGUUACUAUCCGACGGUAUCUCAAAUGUCUGGCGCACAAUCUCCACCACUUCACGCCAUUAAUCGUGGCAUCGGCACUGAAGGUCUUGGAACAGUUUUAGCUGGAAUUUGGGGUGCAGGAAAUGGCACAAAUACCUUUGGUGAAAACGUGGGCGCCAUUGGAGUAACUAAGGUUGGUUCGCGUCGUGUUAUUCAAUGGGCUGCCAUUAUAAUGUUAUUGCAAGGCGUGAUUGGCAAAUUUGGUGCCGUAUUUAUAAUGAUACCAGACUCGGUGGUCGGUGGUAUCUUUUGUGUGAUGUUUGGCAUGAUUAUUGCCUUUGGACUCUCCACUUUGCAAUACGUGGACUUGCGUUCGGCGCGAAAUCUCUACAUUAUUGGCUUAUCGAUUUUCUUUCCUAUGGUCUUAUGUAAAUGGAUGCAGGAACAUCCGGGAGUGAUUAAUACAGGCAAUGAGACGCUCGAUUCGACACUAUCCGUUUUGUUGGGUACAACAAUUCUCGUGGGUGGCUUGUUGGGUUGCUUCUUGGAUAAUAUUAUUCCAGGCACUGCCGAAGAGCGCGGUCUUGUCGAGUGGGCUAACGAAAUGCCUCUUGGCGAUGCUAAUGUCAAUGAUGGUACAGCCACGGAUUAUGAUUUCCCAUGGGGCAUGGAAACUUUAAGAAAGUGGAAAUGGACUUACUACAUACCGUUCUUACCAACUUACAAACUACAAAAAAUAAGUUAAAUACAAAUUAUUUAUCUCCCUAAUUGUGUACUUAGUAAAUUAUGAAAGCGCUUGUGUAAAUUUUGUACUUACAUGUAUGUGAUGUUUUUUUAAUGAAAUUAAAGAAUUAAAUUCAUUAAGCUUCUUUGGUAAGCUGAAAAUAAGAUACCAUUUUACUUAAACUCAGAUUAGUCCAUCUAGCGUUCGAAAUUUGAAAUAAACCGGCUAUAAAUAAAAAGCAUUUUAAUAUUUAAAAA
Molecule: messenger RNA, 2137 nt
Organism: Anastrepha obliqua
Lineage: Eukaryota; Metazoa; Arthropoda; Insecta; Diptera; Tephritidae
Product: solute carrier family 23 member 2
Exons: 8
Coding region: 177-1901 (574 amino acids)
Biological process (GO): transmembrane transport
Cellular component (GO): membrane
Molecular function (GO): transmembrane transporter activity
Source: RefSeq, a predicted model, not a curated record